AUGACCGACAAUAAUCAACCUGACCAUUCAGACAGUAUACGAGAAACAACCAGGAUUGAUGAAGGAACCUUCCCAGGCUUUGUUUCACCAUUCAGUAUAUUCUCAGAUCGUCCAUCAACUUCUGCGUUUGCUAAUAUUGGACAAAUUGAACCUACAUAUCCUCCCAUAGAACAAAAUCAACGGCAAAGAACUUUAGGAGAAACUCUAGGUAUCAAUUUGGAAAUUUCGUCGUCACCGUUUCAUCAAAAUCAAGCACUAUCGUCUACUUUUCCAUUCAAUGAAUUUAAAUUUCCUGUUGAUACUGAAGGACAAGAUUUGAACUCAAAUAUCUUCAGUUCUGAAGGCAAGGAGUUUCCGGACGACAGUGUAGAUCGUGAAUUUGUUGUAUUUCGUCGACCAUCCAAUGUAUCCUCCAAAGAAUCGUUUGUUGACGAUUUACCCGAUGAAUUCUUUGAACAUACUGAAGAAGAUAUACGUAGAUUAAUGCGUUCAUAUCGUAAUGAAUGGGCGGAAAAUCAACCUCUUCAAACAUCGGCUAUGCGUUCAGAAGCUCGUCAUAAAUCUUAUUCUAAAUAUUGUAGAGCUAUUAUUCAAUUUCACUGGGUUGAUAAUCUUGUCGUUCAAGCAUGUUUUCUUCCUAAUGAAAAAGUGUCGGCAUUAUAUAAAUUUAUUCAUGAUCUACAAAAUUCUACUUAUGACUUUAAACUAUAUACUACUCCGCCUAAAUUGUUUCUGUCCGAUAACAACAUCACAUUAAUUGAAGCUGAUUUAGUACCUUUAUCCAAAGUGUUUUAUCAUCCUACUGAUAUACCAGCUGAAAAUGUUCUAAGAUCAGAUGUAUUAGAUAAAGCCAAUGAAGAAAAUAGUAUUAAAGCUCAGUCAAUUGUUUCUUACUGGAUGACAAAUUUACCAUCCCACAACUUAACUCAAGACAGUUCGUCUCAAAUGGAUAUUGACGCUCAGAAAAACUUAAGACGCAUUGAUAGACCUGCUUCUAAUUCAUGCAGUGUGCCAAAGUGGUUGAAAUUAAAAAAAUGA
Messenger RNA from Schistosoma rodhaini, 1038 nucleotides. NCBI's taxonomy places the organism in Eukaryota, Metazoa, Platyhelminthes, Trematoda, Strigeidida, Schistosomatidae. The record is from the annotation of a GenBank genome assembly.